AGUCCCGGCUGAGGCUGCAUCAGGUGUUUUUAGACGUCGCAUUGUCUUGUCCACGGUCCAUAAAAUUGUGCUUACGGGAACUUCGUUGACUUAUGUGAGAUACACUUUAAAAAGGACGGUUGAUCAGGUUUAGAUGACCUGAGGUCAUUUGUUGACCUGAAACAAACCAUAUUAUAUUCUAUAAAAGCGUAUGAAGGCAUUGUUGGUCGAGACUGAACCGAGCUGCUAUCGACCGUCCUGACAUCUAUUUUGUUCUUAGCUGCGGCGACAUCUGUGUCAUGUCUAGUGUUUAUUAGCAACACUUUCGGUAUAUUUUCAUUCUAAAGUGAAAUGAAUUGCAAAAGUUGAAUUUCUUUCGAUUAAUUUAAAUAUUGUUUUUGCUUUUAGAUGAUUGAGGAUCAGUUACGUGAAUUAAUAAUGCAAUAUUGCUUAUUUGAAAAGUUUUUGCAGCAUUUUACUUAGCACUGCAGCCUGCACUUCCAAAUUUGCUUUCUGCGACCUUGAAAAGUUUCUGAUUGUGGCGCAGGGGGAAAUUACCGAUUUACAAAUUUUUCCUGUGUUGUUUUUCGCUCAUUUCAAUUUAUGCAGAAUAAGUGACUAAGUAGCAUCUUCCGGAAUUAAAAAGGGACCGAAUAUUUCUUGUUUUAUGUUAUCUCUUGCUGCUCGACCGGCGCUGACCUUGAGAGUUUGUAUACGGACAGCGGCUAUCGCUUCAUUCAAGCCACAGCUCUCGACGAUGGCAGGUGGAAAGCGUGUUACGGUGGUGGGCUCCGGCAACUGGGGCUCAGCCAUUGCCAAAAUUAUAGGAAGCAAUGUGACGAAAUUCGACCAGUUUCAAGAUGAGGUCAAGAUGUGGGUUUUCGAGGAGAUGGUUGAGGGUAAGAAGCUCACUGAAAUCAUCAAUACAACCCAUGUGAACGUCAAGUAUCUUCCAGACCACAAGCUGCCAGAAAAUGUUGUUGCCGUUCCUGACCUGGUCGAAGCAGCGAAGGACGCUGACAUCCUGGUGUUUGUUGUGCCACAUCAGUUCCUGCACAGAACACUGAAAACUCUGGAGGGAAAAGUGAAGCCAGAUGUAAUUGGAUUGUCGCUGAUCAAGGGAUUCCACUUGAAACCAGAGGGUGGAAUAGAGCUCCUGUCUCAUAUCAUUGAGGACAUUUUGAAAAUCAAGUGUAGUGUGCUCAUGGGUGCCAAUCUUGCUCCUGAAGUUGCUGCUGAAAAGUUUUGUGAGACAACCAUUGGCUGCCGAAGCCCUGGCAAUGAACAAAUGCUCAAGGACCUGAUCCAAACCAGCUACUUCCGUGUCAUGGUGGUGUCUGAUGCCAAUGCUGUCGAGCUCUGUGGUGCCCUGAAGAACAUUGUGGCCUGUGGUGCUGGCUUUGUGGAUGGCCUCGGUUAUGGUAACAACACCAAGGCGGCAGUGAUCCGGCUGGGACUGAUGGAGAUGAUCAAGUUUGCCGAGGUGUUCUACCCCGGCUCUCUGCUAGCCACGUUCUUUGAGAGCUGUGGCGUUGCUGACCUGACCACCACCUGCUAUGGUGGCAGGAACCGCCGAAUCUCUGAGGCCUUUGUGAAGACGGGGAAGACAAUCGAGGUUCUGGAGAAGGAGAUGCUGAACGGCCAGUGCGCCCAGGGCCCGGAGACGGCCCGGGAGGUCUACGUCAUGUUGGAGAGGGAGAAGAGCCUGGAGAAGUUCCCGCUGUUCGUGGCCAUCCACAGAAUAUGCAUCGGCGAGCUGCCGCCGACCGGGAUGAUCGACUGCAUCAGGGAGCACCCCGAGCACCUAGAGCAGAGAACUCAACUCUAGACUCAGUCGCCACAGUCACCGCCACACGGACUCAGAACGGUGAGUGAUACGACGUCUCAGACG
Amphibalanus amphitrite is the source of this 1870-nucleotide messenger RNA. Its product is annotated as glycerol-3-phosphate dehydrogenase [NAD(+)], cytoplasmic-like. Gene Ontology annotation, molecular function: protein homodimerization activity; NAD binding; glycerol-3-phosphate dehydrogenase [NAD(P)+] activity. Lineage: Eukaryota; Metazoa; Arthropoda; Thecostraca; Balanomorpha; Balanidae. The transcript is spliced from 2 exons. The record is from RefSeq and is a predicted model, not a curated record. Gene Ontology annotation, cellular component: glycerol-3-phosphate dehydrogenase (FAD) complex; cytosol. Bases 647 to 1807 code for a protein of 386 amino acids. Gene Ontology annotation, biological process: carbohydrate metabolic process; glycerol-3-phosphate catabolic process.